UCAUCAUCACCUUAGCUUCCCUGAGACAGACACUCACCACCUUAAGGCGUUAGUCUUUGGGGGAAAAGAAAAUGGCAGCCAGCACUACUUUCUCUCUCUGUUUUGCUGCUGCGUCUUCUUCUUCUUCUUCUUGUAAUCAUAAUUCUAAUCCUUUAACGCCAUUGAAUCAGAGGCCAAGGCCUUUGGGAAUAGCGAAUCGCUUCGUUUCGUCUUCGGUGGCUGCGCCUUUGUCUUCUCUGUGCUUCGGUGCUUCUGCUUCUGUAUUCAGCUCCAAAGCAAGGAUUUUCACGGCGUUAGCAGCGGUCGUCGAUGAAGAGACGGCGGUUGCGGAACGGGAGCGUGGUUUGGCGGAAAAUGAUGGCGGUUCCGACGAGGAAGAGCAGUGGAAGAUGCCGAGAGCGACGGAGGUUUACGUCUGCAACCUUCCAAGGAGCUGUGACACCGAACAGCUACGUCAGAUGUUCGAGCCUCACGGAACUAUUCUAUCCGCUGAGGUUUGCCGGAAUGCUGAUACUGGUGAGAGUAGAGGAUGUGCUUAUGUGACAUUGUCAUCUGUUGCCUCAGCAAGAAAUGCAGUCACUGCCUUGGAUGGAUCGGAUGUUGGUGGACGGGAGAUGCGGGUUAGAUUCUCAGUUGAGAUGAAUCCCCAGAGGAGGAACCUUGAGACUGCGAAUGCUUCACCAAAGAGAGUUGUAUACUAUGAAGCUCCUCAUAAGUUGUAUGUUGGGAAUCUUGCUAGGGCAGUUAGACCUGAAGAGUUGAGACAUCUUUUUAGCAAAUUCGGCAAUGUGGCUAGUGUAAGAUUGUUGAAAGAUCAGAAACAAGGGCGAACCCGAGUUUAUGCGUUUCUCUCUUUCCUAUCGGAGAAAGAACGUGAUGCUGCAUUGACCCUGAAUGGAGCGGAACUUUGUGGUCGGACGUUGGUGGUUAGAGUGGGUAUAGACAAGGGUGAAGCUUAACAGGAGGAUCAGAAUCUGCAUAGAGAUGGUUGCAAUUUAUCUGUUUAUCGGUAACUAUAAUUACUUUUCUGUUUUCUUUGCACAAUGUAUUGAAUCAUUUUCCCCCUCUAUCACUAUUGCAUAUAAAGUUUAUGAAUGGGUGAUGUAUUGAGAAAAGUUUUAUGGCAUGAGGUAACAGAACAUCCCAUUUAGAUGUAUGCUCUUU
Messenger RNA from Arachis ipaensis, 1164 nucleotides. RefSeq names its product RNA-binding (RRM/RBD/RNP motifs) family protein. The record is from RefSeq and is a predicted model, not a curated record. Lineage: Eukaryota; Viridiplantae; Streptophyta; Magnoliopsida; Fabales; Fabaceae. Gene Ontology annotation, molecular function: mRNA binding. Gene Ontology annotation, cellular component: chloroplast thylakoid membrane. Gene Ontology annotation, biological process: chloroplast rRNA processing.